Molecule: messenger RNA, 1520 nt
Organism: Tetranychus urticae (two-spotted spider mite)
Lineage: Eukaryota; Metazoa; Arthropoda; Arachnida; Trombidiformes; Tetranychidae
Source: RefSeq, a predicted model, not a curated record
UGAAAUGAGUCCCGAUUACGAUUGAGUUACAGUUGGAUUCCAAUUCUUAUUCAUAUCAUCAUUGCAAGUUGUACUAUUAAAAGCUUAUUGAUGUUAUCUGACGAGAAUCAUGAAUAGCUUUUCAUGGUAAAUGCAAGUCCUACUACUCCCUUCUUUUAUUAUGUGUUAUUAAAAUAAGUGCUUUUAUCUAGAUACUAUGCUUGUCAAACUGACCGGUAUAGUUUGUAACUUUUUUUCAAAAGUUAAAAAUCGUCUGAUCUCGAAACGAAAUUAUUUAUUAGCGUUUGUUAUUUUCAUGCUCUUGCAGUAUGAUGUUAAAUUAAUCAACCGUCUCAAAAAUUCACAGCCAAUUAUUGAUUAUUCAACAAAUCUAUGCUUUUUACCCACCUGGCGUGAUGACCUAAACAAUUCUGAUGUUUCUUGUUUUGGUAAUUGCUGCCUAACCAGUGCAUUUAACAUCGACUCAGAUCUCAAUUGUAUAUUUUCCUGCAAACCGUCUCUUUUCGACCACUACAGAUCGAGCAAUAUCUUUUUCAUUUUCUUACCCAUCAGAAUAUUUCCUCGAAAAGAUAAAAAAGUCAUCUCUUUUUCGUUGUACGGGUUGGAUAAGCGUUAUCUUCGUAAUGCAAUCAAAGUUAUCAGAGCUUACAAAAAGCUAUUACAAGACUGGAUUCCACGAUUCUAUGUUGGUUCAGAUGUUCCUCCUUUGAUGGUAAACCGUUUGAUUUAUGAAGGAGCAGAAGUUAUUAUGGUUUACCAAAAUCAACCCUCAAAUAGUGUUAAUGGACCCAAGCCACCUAGUUAUCACGGUAUGUUUUGGCGUUUCUUUGUAAGUCAAGAUAUCAAUGUUAAAAGAUAUUUGGUAAGAGAUGCUGAUUCAAUCCCAAUUCAACGGGAGAUCGAUGCAAUCAAUCAAUGGAUCGAUGAAAAGACAAUGUUCCAUGUCAUGAGAGAUAAUGCCGAACAUUCAACAGAGAUUCUUGGGGGAAUGUGGGGAGGAAUAGUCAAUUUAAAAUCUUUCAAUCUCUCCCAAACCUAUGAGGCAGCAAUUUCUGAUGGUUUCAAUGUAUUUGAUGGCAAAGGGGUUGAUCAAUAUUUUCUCCGGUCGUAUCUUUGGCCGAUUGUCCAAUCUAACAUGACAUGCCAUGUUUCAUAUCAUUGGUUUUUUAUAAGCGAUCGAGGAUGCAAAGAUUUUCCUACCAAAAGAACUGGCAAUGAAUUUGUCGGAGAUGCUAUUUUAUAUUAAUGACCGUUACAAACCUGACUUGCAGAAAUAAUUGAUUGUUAAACUUCAUGUUUAUUUCAUAUAUUUUUGACAAAUUUGUAUAAUUUCCUAUGCAAUUUUAGCACAUGAUCAAAAAUUUCGAAAUACUAGUCAGAACACUUACUUGUUAGUAUUUUUUUAUUUUUCAACUGUGAGAUAUAUUAAUAUUAAACUAUUUGUUAUCACUAGUUGUUACUUAAUUAGUAUAUUAUUUAAUCUGCACAAUAAAUAAUAUUUUUCUUAUUUUCUCAUUCAA